CGACAUCAUUCUAUUCACCUUGUAAAUAUUCAAGGUUCGAAUACGCCUGAAAAGCCUAAGGCGUACCGAAGACUGAAAACUUAUAUUUGAAGGAAUCACGUAUCACCGAAUGCCGUAUUUAUUAGGCUUUUGAAACAUCAUUAAUAAAACACAAUACCACAAAAGAAGAUUUGCAAGAAGGUGUUUUCUCACGUAACUAACACCUUCAUGCUUUUGCGUUAUGGCUGCCGUGGUAUCACGUAAUUUAGAUUAAUGAUGGUCGAUGAGUGCUAACAUUUAUAAAAGUUAGUCGAACAUUGAAAGAACCAAAACUAAAAAUAGUUGAAAGUCAUCUCUGCUUAUAAAUAACCAUGGAAAUCAUCGUUAUAUUCUUCUAAUGAAGAAAACCAAUCCUCAACACUUUUUUCCAAGAUGUCCAUGAAUAUAACUGUUGUCGAUAAUCAAACUUACUAUGGCUGCGCUGAUCUAGGUUAUGCUAGUUCUCUUUAUUCUUAUAAAGAGGUAUAUGAGUGUGGAAUACAACAAGGUGAGUACUUACACAGAAAAACCAAAAGUGAUGCAUUUAGUAUUAAGCACAGUUCAUUCUCUGGGUUAAAAUUUUAUAUCCUCUUAUUCGCUAUAUGGACUAUUAUGUCAGUAGCCGGUGCCGCGGAAAUUGGUAUAUAAGGUAACGGUGAUCCAAGUAAGUACAUUUGAAGGUUUCAAGUAAGAAAGAGACGAAAACUAAGGACCCGAAAGUAGCACGAGUGCAGCUCAUUGCAAUAAGGCUAGGAACAUGGAGCCCGGAGACUUCACCCAGAGUUAGUAGUUGUGGUAAAUUUAGCACUAUAUAUAAAUAAAAAAACUAUAUAUACAUAUCUAUAUGAGAUGCUUAAAUAAAUCACAAGUAGUAAAUGUAUACUGGC
Messenger RNA from Hyphopichia burtonii NRRL Y-1933, 905 nucleotides. RefSeq lists its product as uncharacterized. Lineage: Eukaryota; Fungi; Ascomycota; Pichiomycetes; Serinales; Debaryomycetaceae. The coding region runs from base 412 to 666 and encodes 84 amino acids. The transcript has a single exon. The record is from RefSeq and is a predicted model, not a curated record.